AUGAGAUCAAAUGACAACAACCAACAACCUACUCCUUUCUCAUAUACUUGCAAUAACAAUCAAAAUUUUCAACAUAAUAAUAACAACGGAGCGUAUCCAAAUAUUGCUGCGCAUUCUGCGCCUGUUACUGCGCUCCCUCACUUCACCAGCUUUGAAUGUUAUUUGCCUUCAAACGACGGUCGUAUCUAUCAUGUUUUAUAUACUGAAUUAAGUCCACUUGAAAUCACUCGAUUAUUAAAUAAUGGAAAAGAUUUAUCUAACUUUCCUCGGAUGAUUCAACAAGAUCAACAUCCUGUUGAAUCCCAAGCUUAUCAACAAAAUAACGUCCAAAAUAACAUUCAACAAUCAAACGUAGUUAUUUCUGGCAUUAUGCAAGACUCACCUAUUCAAAAUGUUUAA
Molecule: messenger RNA, 399 nt
Organism: Funneliformis caledonium
Lineage: Eukaryota; Fungi; Glomeromycota; Glomeromycetes; Glomerales; Glomeraceae
Source: the annotation of a GenBank genome assembly